Styela clava is the source of this 2548-nucleotide messenger RNA. RefSeq lists its product as uncharacterized. NCBI's taxonomy places the organism in Eukaryota, Metazoa, Chordata, Ascidiacea, Stolidobranchia, Styelidae. The record is from RefSeq and is a predicted model, not a curated record.
ACAAACGGUGGGAGCGUUGGAGGAUUGGCGGUGUCGUGGAUCUUUCUGUAGAUAGUCUGUAUGUCUCUGUUAUGCUUUUGUUGCUAGAAUUAGAAAUUGGAAUGCUUCCGAAGCACGCAGUACCACUGUUUUUAAUAUUGCGUGAGGUUAUGUUCGAUCUUUUUAAUUGAUAAUAUAGCCUAGUGAGUCCAAAAUGUUACAAAGGACAUAUUUACAACCCAACUGUGAUUGGUCAUUGAAUGGACUUGAAAAUAUUUUUCACUUUGCUCUGGAGCAGAAGUCAAAAUGUCUGAUUCAAGCAUGCAUCUUCAUUGUCGAGAGGGAGUUUGCUGGUAUUUCGUCAUUCAGUCAUCGGACCCAGGUUAAAUUUCUCCUAGAAUCUAUCCGUCACAUCAUUGGCGACAAUUGCCAGGAAGAAUUCAUUCAUAUAAUGCAGUAUUUGAAACUUCUUCAUUCUUUAUGUUCUGAUGUUGGAUGUGAAGAAGAAUAUGUAAACUCUAUUCUCAGGAUUAAACAAUCUUUUAUUCUGUUCACACUUCUCGAUAAUGAAAGUGCUGCCAACGUGUGUCGUGUUAUGAAUGAUUUUUUUCCAAAACAUGAUCCUCUGGAAUCGUUCAAUAUCAUGAAGAGAUCCUUGAAAAAAAGGUUCUUGGCUCUCAUCAAAAGACAAAUUUAUGGAUUUAGGAAACUUGUCACCAAAUUAUUAACAGACAUGGAGUUCCGUUCUUAUUACUUUUACGAUGAAUGGAUGGAAGAAUUCGGUUCAUCUUUUCAUAAAGAUAUGAUAUUAGAUAUUGACAAAUAUCUGAGGAAAAUUGAAUCAUGUUUACUGGUUGGAAGAAAAACAAAUGAGAUUUACCAAAGUUGGCUCGGCGCAAAACAGAUCUCAAAUCCUGCUGUGUUGUAUUUGUUGAAGAUUUUCUUAGAUCACACUGUGGAAAAUGGUACAAAGGUGGAGGAAAUGCAAUUUUUAAAGUUGCUUAAAUGGAUGUUUCCUAGUUUAGAUUUGGACAUCCUAACAAUGCCACGUACCAGUUCAUUAGAAAUUCCAGAAGUUUUCACCGACUUGAAGUCUAUGAAACUAUGUUCUCGGGCUGGGUGGACAAUGACAGAAAAAAAGCCCUGGGAUUAUGAAGACUUUACAACAUGCAUUUAUGAGAGAUUGAAUCAAAAUAUUUUGGACGAACAAGUUGAACAUGAAAUUGGAGAUAAAAUUAAUGAAAAACAUCUCAGUCAGGGCGGUCCAAACCAACAGAGGAUUCCCUUUGCAGUUCUAAAUGAAAACACUGCUCAUCUUCGUGUAAAAACGAAAAAGAAUAUGAAACGCAAAAGAAAUGACGCAGAAAACUUAGAGAAUGAAAUAUCUAAAAGACCUCGUACUGAAAUUUCUACAACAAAAGCAGUCUUCAGGAAAAGCCCAGUUGUAGAUUUAUGUAAAAAGAACAUUUUUAUGAAGCCUGAAUUUUUUUAUAAAUAUGGUAAGAAAGAAGACUCAACGAUUAGGAUCAGUAUUGACAGUCCUCAAUGUAAAAGAUUACUUGAAUCAGGUUCCAAGUUUUUUUCAUCUCUUUGUCAAGAGAAGCGGAUGGCUGUAGUCGAAGAAACUAGGACACCCAUUGUGAAUGAGAUUAGUACAGAAGCAAUUGAAUUCAGUGAUGUGGAAAAUAAUGAAAAUGAUUCUGACCAAUUAAAUGUUACUGAAGACACAAUGUCUACUGGACUAACAUGGAUUUCAACAAGAAGAUAUAAUAAAACAUCACCAAAAUCAUCUAAAAGUGAAGUCAAAAGAACUUGUCGAUCUCUUCAUUUCAAAUCAGAAUCCUCUUGUGAUGAUCACGUCAGUGAAAGUGAACCUGAAUCAUUUACUUCUUCGCAGCCUAUGGUGAGGUUGCAAAAUUGUCUGAAACUCGUUGAUCAGACACCUUUUCCGGAUCUCACAAUUCACAUCAGCAAGUACCCAGAUACAAAACCAUGUACUGUGCGAUUGAAAAUGUUAUCAAAACCAAGGACAAAAACUAAGAAUGAGGUUUUAAUCGAAGGAUACAAAAUUUUAAAUGAAAGUGAUAUAAAUAUUUUAGAGAAUGCUAAAACUGAAAUCAGGUUUAGAAACUAUAGUGUCCAUUGAAAAAGCUGUGCUGAGAAGAAGACUUUAACAAUCUGCCAUUUUUAAUUCAAGUCGUGUUAUAUGCUCCACCACGCCAUGGCACUGCCAUAUGAACCAGUCAUAUCAUAUAUAAGUCAUUGCAGCUCUGCUCGUCAAUUCCUGAAGAUAUCUUAUCUAGUUGUUUAUGCACAUUUGGCAGAUGUGCCGAAAUCUUGUUGUUGAAAUCUUAUUUUGGUGCUUUAUAUAAUGAACCAUGGUUUCUAUCUGUUUUUAUUUAUUUAUAUUGCCAUGAUAUCUACCUGCAAAAGCACUUUAUAAAAUAAACACAUAUUGUAAAUUCUUUUUUUUUUACUGUUGGUUUAUUUUUCUGUGUAUGCUGUUGAAAUUUGUACUUAUUACCAGUUUUUGUUUCCAAAUUUUAAUAAUAAAGAGUUUUAUUGGGAA